Messenger RNA from Xylaria bambusicola, 1753 nucleotides. RefSeq lists its product as uncharacterized. Bases 275 to 1447 code for a protein of 390 amino acids. The transcript has a single exon. NCBI's taxonomy places the organism in Eukaryota, Fungi, Ascomycota, Sordariomycetes, Xylariales, Xylariaceae. The record is from RefSeq and is a predicted model, not a curated record.
CCGGGGUCAAGUGGAUACUACCAAUACUGGUAGGGAUGUUCCAUGGCAGUCGACCUUCCUUGUGAAGAAGGACGCGGGUUGAAGCCCAUCACGGCGCAAAUGGUCUGCUUUACCCUCCCUGGUCAAACCCACGAACCCGAGGAUAUCAUGCAACAGAUAAAUAUGGCUGUCCCCCUCGACAAAAUGCCGAGAUUUCCUUGGCUCAGCAGACAACUCGAGGACUCAAGACCAGUCUAGUGAAGCUUUCUCUAUUGUCUAAAACUCGUGUCCUACAAUGCAGCUGUCCAUCCUCAAGGCCGCGGCCCUUGCCGUCGCGUUCCAAGUUACAUCUGCGACCCCAAUCCGAGCUCGUAACGAUGGACUCGAGGUAGUCGAAACUACGACUACGGCUGACGGCCAGAUUAUCGACUGGGUCUUACCGGAGUCCCAAGCCAAGGGCAACAUCGCAAAGCCCCCUCCAGCUCCCGUCACAAAGCGGAGCGUUCACGUCGACGCUAUUCGCGCGCUACUAGCCCGGAAUGCAGAUGUGCAAGGUCCCAACGGUACCGUGCCCAUUCCCCGGACAAGCGGCACCGCUAGGGGCCCGAAGCGCCUACCGACAAAGGCAGACGACGGCUCAGCGUUCAAGAUAAACGCUGCCGCCGACGGCAAUGCGGGCCAGCAUUGGUACGCCAGCUCGGGGCAGACCGUUUACAACAGGGGUGGCAAAGGCACCUUCAGCUUGUUCAAGGCUUUCACCUCAACCGGUGCCGACUUCUCUCUUCUCCAGACGGCCGUCAUCCGCAACAACGCGGCCCACGCUGGAACGGGUGCUGUUACCCAGACCGUCGAAGCCGGCUGGAUUAACUACCCCAACCAGGUUGCCGACCCCCAUCUCUUUAGCUACUAUACUACCAACGGCUAUAGCUCCGACGCCAAUAACCAAGGCGGUUGGAACCGUGACGUUGCCGGCUGGGUGCAGGUUGACUCGCAGAUCUACCCCGGCAUCCCGUUCGCGCCGCUCUCCGUGAACGGCGGCGCUCAGUACGAGCUGGAGAUCGGGUACACGCUCGACAGCGGCAACUGGUGGCUAUGGUGCUUGGACAGGUACAUCGGGUACUAUCCGGGAUCGCUGUUCUCUCAGGGCGUCAAUGCGGGAGACACCCUGGCAGACCACUCCGACGUCAUCGACUUCUACGGCGAGAUCUACAACAGCCAGUCGGCGCUGACGACGACAGACAUGGGCAGCGGCGAGUUCCCCAACGCAGGAUACGGCAAGUCGGCCUACAUCCACAACAUCGUGACCGUCAACGGCGACGGCUACUACGUCGACUACAACGGCCAGGACCAGCUCGUCAUCAGCGACACCAACCGCUACAACAUCGCGCCUACGUGGAGCUCAGGCACCAACUGGGGUAGCUUCUUCUACCUCGGCGGCCCUGGAGCUGGCGGUGUUAUCGGCGCUUAAGUUGGUAAUAAUGGGACUAUGAAGCAGGAGACAGUGUAUAUAGGGGAAACUUCUUUGCAUAUAUGACAUAACGAACUUAUCGGAUAACGUAUAUAACUUAUAUUUUCACUUUGCAUACAUCACACCUCUAGUGCCCUGUCUACGAUGCAUCAGGAAACCUUGUCGGUACUCAAAGGCAUUUGCGGUAGCGAGUUUCAUGAACCAAUUAUGACAUCCCAUGCGCUCUUGUCUUGUAGAAUCCUACCCUCUGCCUAGCUCCGGCAACUAUACACAUGCCGAUUAGGUCACCGUUUCAGUCUGAGUAAG